Frankliniella occidentalis (western flower thrips) is the source of this 1484-nucleotide messenger RNA. Its product is annotated as tRNA methyltransferase 10 homolog C. Lineage: Eukaryota; Metazoa; Arthropoda; Insecta; Thysanoptera; Thripidae. Gene Ontology annotation, molecular function: tRNA binding. Bases 339 to 1322 code for a protein of 327 amino acids. Gene Ontology annotation, biological process: positive regulation of mitochondrial translation; mitochondrial tRNA 5'-end processing. The transcript has 4 exons. Gene Ontology annotation, cellular component: nucleus; mitochondrion; nucleoplasm. The record is from RefSeq and is a predicted model, not a curated record.
UCAUACCAAGUGAGGGAAGGAGCAAGUUGCGCGUUUAUUCGAAUGAAGUGGGUUGUGGGUUGCUGGACUCUUCUCGUUGCCCCAAGCGUUCACCCCUAGACGAGGUUCACCGUUCACUUUGAAGCGUUAACGUUUACCAGUGUCUGUAAUUUAUUUACUUUUUGCACACAUUUUCCAUGGAUUACAGACUUUUUCCCACGAAAAUAUUUUGUUAGAAAGUAAUCCACUUGGUAAAAGGUUAGGUUUUCCUCAAUGUCUUUUGUUACACACAAUCUUCCAGUUUGUAUCUCUGGUUACUGUGUGAGUAGCUGAAUGACUACUUUUCACACUUUCAAAUCAUGUGGACUAGAAAUAUCCGUAUGUUUUCUUCCUUUGUCAAGUCUCAUACUUUAUCUGAUAAACGUAUAAAACUUGUUCAUAAUAACAAAUGUGGAUAUCCCUAUGCAAUAACGGAGGAUCAGAAACUUUUCAUUACUGAAGGGAACCCAGAGACAAAUAGAAAAUUACAAGAACUUUUAAUGUUUCUGUACUUGAAACAUGAACGUGGUGACACGCUACCAAAAUCAAUCACCGUAUUGGAAUUGACAGAUCUUUUAAAUUUGAGCAAUACUGAAGUGGAAAGCAAGCUUCAAAUGUAUGAGAGACGCCGUGAAAAGUUAUUUACCAACGCAAAUGUAACAAAGAAUUUGUACGUAAGACCCAAGUCUAGGGUAGAGAAAAGAACCAGAGGUACGGGAUCUAUUCAUGACGAACCUGUUAGAAAUAGUAUGUUUUUACCAAUUAUUCCUAGAAGUCAGUCGCUUUUCUAUAAUAUCAAUUUAGGGAAGGGUCUUUCUUUUGGACAGCAAGUUGUAUUUGACUGCUCAUAUGAUAGCUACAUGAGCUCAGCACAACUUAGAGAAACUGCCAAGUACUUGAAUAGCUGUGUACAUAUCAACAGAAAAAAUCGUAGACCAUUUGGUUUAAAUUUUUGUAAUGUUGAAAGGAAUAGUCAAGUGAUGCACCAUUUUAAACAUGAAAAUGGUGGUAUUGAAUUCCUUCCUAUUAAUAUAUAUGAAUGUUCAUAUCUCAAGUUAUUUCACAAGGAGGAUAUUGUUUAUGUGUCACCACAUGUCAGUCGAGAAUUAGAGUAUCAUCCAGAUGAUAUAUAUGUGAUAGGUGCAUUGAAUAGGAGUGAAGAAAAAUUAGCAUUGAAAAAGGCGCGACUGGAGGGUAUAAGAUGUGCAAGGCUCCCCUUAAACUUCAGGCAGUUGAAAAGGCGAAACUAUGUUCCUAGUCUUUGGGAGAUGUUUGAGAGGUUACUUAUAGAGAAGAAUAGUUGAGGAUAAAUUUCCAACAUUUUAAAUACCUAAAUAAAAUUGAAUCCAUUUCAUUUCUUGAGUUUUUGAAAAUUUUGUGGAAGUAAUUUUGUUUCCAUCCUGUACAGCAAUUUGUGGAAGUAUAUGCAAGAGGUAAAUGAAUUUAAUAAAAUGCCAUGUGCAAAA